Messenger RNA from Tribolium castaneum (red flour beetle), 2133 nucleotides. RefSeq names its product Nucleoporin 54kD (gene Nup54). The transcript has 5 exons. The record is from RefSeq and is a predicted model, not a curated record. NCBI's taxonomy places the organism in Eukaryota, Metazoa, Arthropoda, Insecta, Coleoptera, Tenebrionidae. Gene Ontology annotation, biological process: NLS-bearing protein import into nucleus; protein localization to nuclear inner membrane; nuclear pore organization. Gene Ontology annotation, molecular function: structural constituent of nuclear pore. The coding region runs from base 101 to 2107 and encodes 668 amino acids. Gene Ontology annotation, cellular component: nuclear pore; nuclear pore central transport channel.
GUUUGACAGUUCUGUCAAUUCGUUAAGUUCAAUUUGUGAAUACAUAAAAAAUUGUAAUUACUAUUUUUAUAUAAAUACUAACGUUAAAUUUAAUGCAGUUAUGGCAUUUUCGUUCGGAAAUGCAAACCAGUCGACUUUUGGAAGCCCGGCAAAUAAACCCACCGCAUUCGGUACCCCAUUUGGGGUAACCACCACCACGGCUAGUACCGGCUUCGGCAGUUUCGGCUCUUCCUUCGGAGCCACUUCGCAGCCGUCGACCGGUUUCGGCUCAACUUUCGGAGCCCCAGCUCAAUCUUCAGGUUUCGGUAGUACUUUCGGUACUCCUGCAACUUCCACUCCAGCAUUUGGUUCGACUUUCGGAGCCCCAGCAUCAACCUCAGCCCCGACAUUCGGUACCGGCUUCGGUCAAUCGACCGGCGGCGGCCUUUUCGGUACUUCCACAACCAAACCAACCCUUUUCGGAACUCCCACCACUUCAACCUCGUUAUUUUCGACCCCUAGUUCGGCCCCCAGUUUAUUCGGGAGCGGUACCACCACACAAGCCCCAAGUCUUUUCGGGGGGGUCACCACCUCGACUCCUAGUUUAUUCGGAGCUGGCAGUACCCCAGCUCCGAGUUUGUUCGGUACUGCGACAACUUCGGCCCCGAGUUUAUUCGGGACUUCGUUCGGGGGCACGGCCACCACUUCGGGGGGGCUGUUUGGGGGGAGUACAACAGGGGGAGGGUUUGGUUUAUUCGGGGGUACUACUACGACGAGUGCGCCGUCGUUGUUUGGGGGGUUUGGGGCUACGCAAACAACAGGGGGGUUUGGGGGUUUUGGGACUAGUGGAGGGUUCGGUCAACAGACACAAGGGAGUUUGUUUGGGGGCGGGUUUGGGGCCAAGCCGGCACAACCUCCAGGGUUUGCGCAAAAUGCGCUCACAACACAGCAACAACAAAACCAACUUGUGAUCCAAUCGAUUUACGCUAUUAAUAUUUAUAAUGAUGAGAGGGAUGAUAUUUUGAAAAAGUGGAAUUUGUUGCAAGCUUGUUGGGGUACGGGGAAAGGGUACUACAGUGCGAAUCAACCGCCGGUUGAAUACACAGUUCAUAACCCGUUUUAUCGGUUCAAAGCAGUCGGUUAUAACAUAAUUCCCGAACAUGAUAACACGGAAGGUAUAGUCAAGUUGAUUUUUAACCGGAAAUAUGCCGAGCUUAGUUCACAAAAGCAAGUUCUAAUCAAUGGACUUAGUGGCAUUUUGGGUAACAAACCCAACCUCAAGGUCACCAUCCAGCACAUCAAAGCCCUCUCUGAUACACAAUCCGAGUUACGAAUCGUGGUUAUGGAAAAGGGAGUGACCGGAAAUAGUCGAAAAAUCCCAGCCACUGACUUGGCCAACUAUUUGAAUCAACCGACACAAAAACAACAAUUGACAAACGUUGGUGUUACGGCCAUCAUUGCCUACGUCACACCCUCCAAAGCCGCCUUGGAAGAGUACCUUAAAACGGUGCCUCAGGGUUUCGACCCUCAAAUGUGGAGGGCGGCAAUUAUGGAUAACCCCAACCCUAGCAAAUACAUGCCGGUGCCGAUUUACGGCUUCAGCGACCUUAAGGCCCGCAAAUUGAAGCAGGAGCACGAAACUGGGUUACAUAAGGCCUUCGAGGAAAAAAUCACAAACGAAUUGGCCGAACUGAAGAAAAAACAUGCGGCGUCGCUGGCGCGAAUUAACGAACUCAAGCACAGAUUCCUGCAUUUGCAGCAUCGAACUUUGAGAAUUUUAGUGAGACAGGAAAGUAUUCGUAAAACUGGCCUAGCCCUUCAGCCUGAGGAGGAGUAUUUGAAAGGGAAACUCGAAACGAUGUAUGCACAUCUCAAUGUUCCGACACAGUUUAAAGGUCAGUUAAACGAGUUGAUUUCGACUGUUAAACUCAUGGAAAAUACAAGUCGGCCUCCACAGCCGCGGUACAAAUUGGUGGAAGAGUCUCAAGCCGAAUUGAAGGAUUUUCUCCAGUUGCAACAAAAUGGUAUUUCGAAGUUGGUUGAUAUUGUUAAGGAUGAUAUGCGUUCUUUGAACAUUAUGAUCGAUGGGAUGCGCCAGCUCAUGCAAAAUAAAACUGUAGUUUCGUGAUUAAUAAACUGAUUUACUUUUGGUUA